This is a messenger RNA of Knipowitschia caucasica, 225 nucleotides long. The record is from the annotation of a GenBank genome assembly. Lineage: Eukaryota; Metazoa; Chordata; Actinopteri; Gobiiformes; Gobiidae.
AUGAUAGGCCUCUGCAGUGAGUCAUCGGAGCAGCUGUCCUCCACUGUACUGUACAUCUGUGGCACCUCCUGCACCUCCUCCUCAAAGAGAGAGGGCGGGGGGGGGGCUAUCACAGACCUUCACCCCCACUGUACAGACAACCUUUCAACAGCCACGCCUUCAUCAACUAGGCCCUGGAGAACCGGCGUGGCUUUGAUCGGCCCCGAACUGUACCUCGGAGGCUAA